This is a messenger RNA of Otolemur garnettii (small-eared galago), 1786 nucleotides long. It is a transcript of the gene VDR, whose product is annotated as vitamin D receptor. The coding region runs from base 266 to 1495 and encodes 409 amino acids. Gene Ontology annotation, cellular component: nucleus. The transcript has 9 exons. The record is from RefSeq and is a predicted model, not a curated record. Gene Ontology annotation, biological process: negative regulation of transcription by RNA polymerase II; multicellular organism development; cell differentiation. Lineage: Eukaryota; Metazoa; Chordata; Mammalia; Primates; Galagidae. Gene Ontology annotation, molecular function: zinc ion binding; vitamin D response element binding; nuclear receptor activity.
AAAACGCGGCAGCCGAGCCCGAGGCGCCGGGAGCGCAGAGCAGCUUGUCCACCCGCGGACCAGACCAGGGAUGGAGGCGAUGGCAGCCAGCACUUCCCUGCCUGACUCUGGUGACUUUGACCGGAAUGUUCCCCGGAUCUGUGGAGUGUGUGGAGACCGGGCCACAGGUUUUCACUUCAAUGCUAUGACUUGUGAAGGCUGCAAAGGCUUCUUCAGGUGAGGCUUUCUCUAGGAACAAGGGAGGGAAAGGAAGCGCGAUGUUCCCAUGAAGAAACCCCCUGCAUUUUCCGUGUCUUUUCCCCCACCGUGUCUGUGGAGCAUGGCAGUUCUCACGGCCGUGGGAGCAACAGCGGCUUGGCGAAGCAUGAAGCGGAAGGCUCUGUUCACCUGUCCCUUCAACGGGGACUGCCGCAUCACCAAGGACAACCGGCGCCACUGCCAGGCCUGCCGGCUGAAGCGCUGUGUGGACAUCGGCAUGAUGAAGGAGUUCAUCCUGACAGAUGAGGAGGUGCAGCGGAAGCGUGAGAUGAUCCUGAAGCGCAAGGAGGAGGAGGCCCUGAAGGACAGCCUGCGGCCCAAGCUGUCGGAGGAGCAGCAGCGCAUCAUCACCAUUCUGCUGGACGCCCACCACAAGACCUACGACCCCACCUAUGCCGACUUCAGCGAGUUCCGGCCUCCAGUUCGCAGAGGUGCAGGUGGAGGGAGUCAUCCUUCCAGGCCCAACUUGAGACACACCCCCAGCUUCUCCGGGGACUCCUCAUCCUCCUGCUCAGAUCACUACAUCUCCUCUCCAGACAUGAUGGAGCCAUCCAGCUUCUCCAACCUGGAUCUGAAUGAAGAGGACUCAGAUGACCCUUCUGUGACCCUGGACCUGUCCCAGCUCUCCAUGCUGCCCCACUUGGCUGACCUGGUCAGUUACAGCAUCCAAAAGGUUAUCGGCUUUGCCAAGAUGAUCCCAGGAUUCAGAGACCUCACCUCUGAGGACCAGAUUGUGCUACUGAAGUCAAGUGCCAUCGAGGUCAUCAUGUUGCGUUCCAACCAGUCCUUCACCAUGGACGACAUGUCCUGGAGCUGCGGCAGCCAGGACUAUACAUACGGUGUCAAUGACAUGGCCAAAGCUGGACACAGCCUGGAGCUGAUUGAGCCCCUCAUAAAGUUCCAGGUGGGGCUGAAGAAGCUGAACUUGCAUGAGGAGGAGCAUGUCCUGCUCAUGGCCAUCUGCAUUGUCUCCCCAGACCGUCCCGGGGUGCAGGAUGCCACGCUGGUGGAGGCCAUCCAAGACCGCCUGUCCAACACUCUGCAGACCUAUAUCCGCUGCCGCCACCCACCCCCGGGCAGCCACCUGCUCUACGCCAAGAUGAUCCAGAAGCUGGCUGACCUGCGCAGCCUCAAUGAGGAGCACUCCAAGCAGUAUCGCUGCCUCUCCUUCCAGCCCGAGUGCAGCAUGAAGCUCACGCCCCUUGUGCUCGAGGUGUUUGGCAAUGAGAUCUCCUGACUAAGGCAGCCUGCGGUGGUGCCUGGGCAGGGCUGCUUCUCGCGGGCCAUGGGCCCAGGCCUAGGGUCCGCUACUGCCCAGCAGCCCUCCCCACCCUCUCUGGAGUUUAGCCCCUCCUCUGCCACCUUCCCUUUCCGUCUAGCCCAGCCUCUCUCCUGCCGAACCUAAGCCCAGGUUCCCCUUCCUACAGGCCACAGGCUGCUCCCAGCCCCUCAGGACCUUGGUCAUGAGGACUUGCUGUUUAUUUGAUAGAGAAACUCAUGUGGGGGCAGAGGGCAGAGGCUGAAGUCA